AUGGUCAAUAUCCCUCGAACACAGACGGCUGCUACCGUCCCGAAGCUUGGUGGCGGCGUUGUCUUUGAUCACAACUACCCGGUGCCGCAACCUAAGCACAACGAGGUCUUGGCCAAGGUGCUCUAUUCCGGCGUCUGUCAGAGCGACCUCCACACACAAGCCGGCGUAGCCGCUUCAGCCAACGGAACGCCAAUCACCAACGUCAAACUCCCUCACGUAGGAGGCCAUGAGGGCAUUGGCCGUAUCAUCGCCUUGGGCCCCGGGGUGGACGAAGACAUCAAGGUCGGCACAUAUGUCGGCAUCAGGUUUGCCAGUCGCAUCUGCCGGCGCUGCAGCUUCUGUCUGGCUGGCAAGGAACAGCAUUGCAUCAAGAGCACGAAUCAUCUGCACCACGAAGAUGGAAGCUUCCAAGAGUACAUUGCUUUGGAUGCUGGGUAUCUCACUAUCCUCCCUGAUGACAUCGAUCCUGUCGUCACUGGACCGGUUCUUUGUGCUGGAUUGACGACUUACAAGGCUGUCAUGAACUGCAACGUCAAAGCAGGAGACUCUGUUGUAGUUGUCGGGGCCGGCGGCGGAUUGGGCCAUCUCGCAGUCCAGUAUGCACAAGCACAAGGCGCCAUUGUCUACGCCGUAGAUGGCGGUGCCGAAAAAGGAGAGUUCCUAAAGUCACUUGGCGUAACCGGCUACGUCGACUUCACCACCACCCCCAAUCUCAUCGAGAAGGUCAAGGAAAUCACCGACGGCGGAGCGGAUGCAGUCAUCGUCACAGCGGCAAACGUGAAAGCCUUCUCCCAAGCUGCCGACAUGCUCGCCGUUGGCGGAACCCUCAGCUGCGUGGGCAUCCCUGCCGAGAGAGGCUACCUCGAGACUCCCAUCAGCACCAUCGUCAUCAAGGGCCUUCACAUCACCGGCAACUUGGUGGGAUCGCUCAAGGAAUGCUUGGAGGCGGUGGAUCUUGUGCGGAGAGGUAUCGUGAAGCCAAAGGUUACGGUUCGUCCGUUUGAGGAUCUGCCAAAGAUUUACGAGGAGCUGGAGAGGGGGGAUGUUUUGGGCCGGAUCGUGCUGAAGAUUGCAAAGGACGAGUGA
Molecule: messenger RNA, 1086 nt
Organism: Trichoderma reesei QM6a
Lineage: Eukaryota; Fungi; Ascomycota; Sordariomycetes; Hypocreales; Hypocreaceae
Product: alcohol dehydrogenase
Exons: 4
Coding region: 1-1086 (361 amino acids)
Molecular function (GO): zinc ion binding; oxidoreductase activity
Source: RefSeq, a predicted model, not a curated record